AUGAAAAAGUUGAUUUCGGCCCCUUAUGGUAAAAUAAAAUGGUUGAAUAUUCUUUGUGAAGUAUGGAAAUUAUACAAUAAUAAUUCAGUUCCCAAUAAUUAA
Spirodela intermedia is the source of this 102-nucleotide messenger RNA. The record is from the annotation of a GenBank genome assembly. NCBI's taxonomy places the organism in Eukaryota, Viridiplantae, Streptophyta, Magnoliopsida, Alismatales, Araceae.